AUGGUGAGCCUCACAGGCUCAGUAACUGAUAUCACACCAGCCUUUAUACAGGAAAGUCUACAAAGGUUGGAAGAAGGAGCAGCCGCAAUCGAAAAAGCUACACAGAAAGUUGAAAGCGCACUAAACGAUUUUGCCAUUAAACUCCAAGAAAUACACCCAGAUCUGCCAAACGUCGAAACGGCAUUCGAGGAAGCCGUGGCCGACUCAGAACAAGCAAUAGCUAACGCUUUCGAGUAUGUCACAAUCCUCCACGCUCGCAUAAAGGGCUUUAAGGCGUACAUCGAGCGCUCCCAAGAUGACACCACAACGAACAAGUGGAGCGACACAUCAUCAAUGCAAACUGCAAUCAUAAAGAACCUCGAGCUACCCACAAUCCCCAUUCCAACGUUCAACGGCGAUAUAUGGGAGUGGGACAACUUUUGGGAGCUCUUUAAUACAAAUAUACAUUCAUAA
This is a messenger RNA of Angiostrongylus costaricensis, 453 nucleotides long. The record is from the annotation of a GenBank genome assembly. Lineage: Eukaryota; Metazoa; Nematoda; Chromadorea; Rhabditida; Metastrongylidae.